This is a messenger RNA of Acinonyx jubatus (cheetah), 2688 nucleotides long. It is a transcript of the gene CPNE2, whose product is annotated as copine 2. Lineage: Eukaryota; Metazoa; Chordata; Mammalia; Carnivora; Felidae. Gene Ontology annotation, molecular function: calcium-dependent phospholipid binding. Gene Ontology annotation, cellular component: plasma membrane. Bases 16 to 2238 code for a protein of 740 amino acids. The transcript has 15 exons. The record is from RefSeq and is a predicted model, not a curated record. Gene Ontology annotation, biological process: cellular response to calcium ion.
CCUGGCGACAAGAAAAUGCCGAGCUCUUUUACUGGGGGGCGGGGGAGACGACACUGCGGUCCUAGUGCUGCUCAGUACGACCCAGAACCUAGCCCUGUGGUGUGUCCCCCGAGGGCGCAGCGCGGGGCCCUCGGGGUCGAGGCCGCAGGCGGCGAGCUGGGGCCCCGAAGGCCCGGGCUGAGCUCACCCCUCGGUUCCCGCGUCCGCGGCCCUGAGCGCACGGUGCUCGGAACUCGGAGGUGUCCGCGACUCCGGCAGCACCGGCCCGGGAGGGUGCGAACCAGAGGCGUUCCGAUCCGCGGAGUCCCAGCCUGGAACGUUCGGACCCUCGGAUUCCGGCCUCGAGCGUUCGGACCCUCGGGUUCCGGCCCCCGCGGCGCUGAGAGCCCGGAGCGCCAGGGCGCGCCAGCCGCGGGAUCCGAGCCGCGGACGGCGGGCGGGACAGCUCCCCCGCUCCGCCCGUGGGGAGCGCUCGCCCCUCCAGGAAGCGCCCGCCUCGCCUCCCCACCCCCGCCCCCUCUCGGCCAGAGGGAGGAGCCCGAGCCGCCGCCGCCGCCGCCCGCCCGCCCGGGAGGAGCACUGGACCCCAGGCGGCUGGGAGCGCACGCGAGCUGGCCAGGGCCGCGCGGGCAGCGACCUGAGCCCGUCCCGCGCCCGCGGGCCCCGCCAAGCAGAGGAGCGCCCCGGGAUGCCCCGGCGGCCCGGAGCGCGGGCAGCGGCAGCGGCAGCGGCGACCACGCCGUGAGGGCGGCGGCGCCCGCGGGACCCGUGUACGACAGGACAGAAACUGCCGUCAACAACCUCAAUCCCGCGUUCUCCAAGAAGUUCGUCCUCGACUACCACUUUGAGGAGGUGCAGAAGCUCAAGUUCGCCCUGUUUGACCAGGACAAGUCCAGCAUACAACUCGAUGAGCAUGAUUUCCUGGGCCAGUUCUCCUGCAGCCUGGGCACGAUCGUCUCCAGCAAGAAGAUCACUCGGCCUCUGCUGCUGAUGAAUGACAAGCCUGCAGGGAAGGGCCUGAUUACGAUUGCUGCCCAGGAGCUGUCAGACAACCAGGUCAUCACGCUGAGUCUGGCGGGCAGGAAGCUGGACAAAAAGGACCUCUUUGGAAAGUCAGACCCAUUUCUUGAGUUUUAUAAACCGGGAGAUGAUGGCAAGUGGAUGCUGGUUCACAGGACUGAGGUGAUCAAGUACACGCUGGACCCUGUGUGGAAACCAUUCACUGUGCCAUUGGUGUCCCUGUGUGAUGGGGACAUGGAGAAGCCCAUCCAGGUCAUGUGCUACGACUAUGACAACGACGGAGGCCAUGACUUCAUCGGCGAGUUCCAGACCUCAGUGUCGCAGAUGUGUGAGGCUCGUGAUGGUGUCCCGCUGGAGUUCGAGUGCAUCAACCCCAAGAAGCAAAGGAAGAAAAAGAACUAUAAGAACUCGGGCAUCAUUAUCUUGCGUUCCUGCAAGAUAAACCGGGACUACUCCUUCCUGGACUACAUCCUGGGAGGCUGCCAGCUCAUGUUCACGGUUGGGAUAGACUUCACAGCCUCCAAUGGGAAUCCCCUGGACCCUUCCUCUUUGCACUAUAUCAACCCCAUGGGCACCAACGAAUAUCUGUCAGCCAUCUGGGCUGUCGGGCAGAUCAUUCAGGACUAUGACAGUGAUAAGAUGUUUCCGGCUCUGGGCUUCGGGGCCCAGUUACCCCCAGACUGGAAGGUCUCCCAUGAGUUUGCCAUCAACUUCAACCCUACCAACCCCUUCUGCUCGGGUGUCGAUGGCAUCGCCCAGGCAUACUCGGCCUGCCUGCCCCACAUCCGCUUCUACGGCCCCACCAACUUCUCACCCAUCGUCAACCACGUGGCUCGGUUUGCAGCCCAGGCCACACAGCAGCAGACAGCCACGCAAUACUUCAUCCUCCUCAUCAUCACGGACGGUGUCAUCAGUGACAUGGAGGAGACGCGCCAUGCCGUGGUGCAGGCUUCCAAGCUGCCCAUGUCCAUCAUCAUCGUGGGCGUGGGCAAUGCCGACUUCGCUGCCAUGGAGUUCCUAGACGGGGACAGCCGCACACUGCGCUCCCACACGGGGGAGGAGGCCGCCCGCGAUAUCGUGCAGUUCGUGCCCUUCCGAGAGUUCCGCAACGCGGCAAAAGAGACGUUGGCCAAAGCUGUGCUGGCGGAACUACCCCAACAAGUUGUGCAGUAUUUCAAGCAUAAAAACCUGCCCCCCACCAACUCGGAGCCUGCCUGAGCGCCAGCCCGUGCCCAGCCGCAGCAUGCCGGCUGGGCCUCCCGCCCUCUCCAGGAACGUGCACGCUCACCCUGCUUCCAUGUGGGUGGCUUUUUUAACCGAUCCAUUUUUUUUUUUUUACAACCGGACCUCCACCCCCAACUUCCCCCAGCCCAGCUGGGCUUCCUUUGUUGGAGUCGACUGAUGAUGCUUCCGGGCCAAACUGGCUUCCUCCCUACCCUUAAGUAUUGAAUGUACUUUGUAUAAUUUUAGUGGAAUUACUGUUAUUAAAGAGAAAAUUUUUACAAUCAUAACUGGCUUUUUCCAAGUAACUAGCUGCAGACUCUGAAAGGAAUGUGUCCCCAGUGCAUACUUUGUGUCAUUGCCUGCACCUAAUUCCUGCUCUGUUUUUUUAUACUGUGACUGUGUUCUAUUUGUAAUACUCAGGGUAAUAAAGGAGUUUCAGAUGUU